AUGGACAACCACGAUCCACUCUUUAAUAUUUUACAGUCAACCUCGGUUCCAUACUCAAUCCCGGAUUCCCCUGAAUAUGACUCCCUCCGCCUGCCGUACAACCUCCGCCUUCAACCAAAGCCGGCCGUAAUUGUGUUCCCGCAGUCAAUUCAGCAGAUAUCCCUCGCCCUGAAGGCAGCCUCAGAAGCUGGGUUAAAAGUGCAAGCUCGAAGUGGCGGUCAUUCCUAUGCCUCCUUCGGUCUUGGGGGAAAAGAUGGAAGUAUGGUGAUCGAUCUCCGAGAAUUUCAGGAUGUGGAGACACUCAAUGAAUAUGUCGAUCCCAGUACAGGGGAAUUUUUGAGGGGUGUCGUUGCAAAGGUCGGUGGAGGAGCGAGAUUGGGAAACAUGGCACGCAAGCUCUUCCAGCAGGGUAAGAGAGCAUUGCCUCAUGGCACUGGGUCCGGGGUUGGUAUCGGAGGCCACUCAACACUUGGGGGAUAUGGAUACGUUAGCCGAGCUUGGGGGCUGGCAUUAGAUCGGAUCGUUGCAGUGGAUGUGGUACUGGCGGAUGGCAGAGUUCUUCAUGCGAAUUUGAAGGAGAACGAAAACGUCUUUUGGGCAGUGAGAGGAGCAGCACAUUCGAUCGGCAUUGUGGCUACUUUCUACAUGAAGACGGAAGAAGCCCCAUUACAAGUCAUCUAUUUUGAGCUUGGAUGGGACGGCAUGUACGAGGAUAUGCAGAGGUUCACGAACACCUUUCUCGAGAUCCAACACUUCGCAACUGAGUCAGGUGUCGUUGACGAGAGGUUGACUUUUGGAGUUAGAGUGGAUGGAAGUACCUAUAGAGUUACAGGAGGGUUUCUUGGUGGGGAAGAUGAAUUCAAUGAUAAGAUAUUACCCGCGCUAGUGAAGAAUCUACCUGCUCCAUCUUCAACAUCCAUUAAGCCCCUGGGAUGGAUCGAAUUUCUCGAAGUAUGCUCUGACAAGGGAACACUAGAUGUUCCAGCGAUGGGCACGGACGAGCAUAAAUCCUUCUAUGCAACGUCGCUCACUGUCUCAGAGUCCGAAGGUCUUACAGAAGCAGCAAUGGAAGCUUUCUUUGAGCACAUUACUUCUCCACCAUUACCGGAAAAAUAUUUUAUCAUAAUCAAUCUUCACGGAGGCUCGAGAUCUUCGAUAAAUAACAAGGAUGAGGCUUUCUCAGCCUACACGGACCGCGACUCCCUCUGGACAUUUCAGAUCCCGGCUGACAGCGAUACUGCAGAAUCGAAAGACUUUGUUAUGGGGAUUCGCAACAAGAUCAUUGAGAAACAAAAAGGCACAUCGUUCGGCGCAAGUUUAAGCUAUAUUGAUGCCGCAUUAAGCAGGGAGGAGGCUUGGAAAGCAUAUUACCGCGAUCAAGAAGUGGUGGAGAGGUUGAAAAAAAUCAAGCGGGAAGUGGAUCCACGAGAGCUGUUUUGGAACCCGCACGCUAUUACUGCGAUCGGAGACCGGCGCAGAUAA
This is a messenger RNA of Westerdykella ornata, 1482 nucleotides long. Its product is annotated as FAD-binding domain-containing protein. The transcript has 2 exons. The coding region runs from base 1 to 1482 and encodes 493 amino acids. The record is from RefSeq and is a predicted model, not a curated record. Gene Ontology annotation, molecular function: oxidoreductase activity; FAD binding. Lineage: Eukaryota; Fungi; Ascomycota; Dothideomycetes; Pleosporales; Sporormiaceae.